AUGGCCCCUGUCAAUGUUAACCCCACUCUCUCCGCGAAAAUGCUCGACUUGUUCCCCCCCUUCGGCUCCGAAGCCGCACUCAUGGGAACAGCAGAACACUAUGCCCGGCAAAUCCUCUCAUCCAUUUACCAUGACCACAAUAUUCUAGGCCACUUCCGGCGUACCGCGAACGCCGAUGACCACUCCAAACAGGUCUACGCCAACCAGGUGGCCAAUACGGUGGAAUUCAUGGAAAAGGAAUUUGGCAAUUACUUGGCCUCUGUAGAGUCCUUCAAAAAGGAACAUGGUGAGUUCCAAGCCCUCGAGCCUGACAACAGGUUUUUCUCUUUCGUUUCACAAAUCGGAUGGAAGAUGCUUGCCAUCUGUGCCCAUGCAGAGGUCUUCCGCCGCGCAUAUAGAGAGGCUGACUUCAGGCUCUGGGGUUGUCUUCUCCGGAGAAUCCAGGAAAACGCUCUCAGCAUCGAAAGCUAUGUGCAUAGCCGCCAACUGGACUGGACUAGCCUUAUUCAAAAGGUACGGGAUCCCAUCCUAGGUCUCCCAUCGGUAAAGGAAGCCGUUGAAAGCCGGUUGGACUGGAAGAUCGACCACCCCCACCAUACCGUUAUCACUCUCGAUGGCGGCCUGAGAGAGCCCAUCUUCGAGGGUCACUUGCAGGAACACAUUGAUGAGAGUAUCUAUAACCCCAAAAACUUCUCACGUAGCCGAUACCCGUUCGACCCCACGGCUAAGUCCUUCGAGAACUCGGAACAAGGCUGUUAUCUCUGCGGAAGCAUGUCUCCUUGCGGAUGCACCUUGCAGUCCCGGGCAGGAGAUAUGAUUGAGCUGACUGAAUACCCAGACAAGGGCGUUGGCAUUCGAGGGCUGGCGCAAUUCGAACGCGGUGACAUUCUUGAUGUAUUCGCUGGCGAGCUUCUUGAAGAACCCACUGACACUAUAUACCCACUGAAGCAGAGUGCUGACGGCGAUCUUCAUUAUGGAAAAAGAUAUGCCGAUGACGAUAUGCUGUGUUACGUUGCACCCCACCGAUAUGGCAAUUGGACUCGUUUCAUCAAUCACUCUUGCCAACCUUCAACGCAGUUCGCGGUCCGCACUAUUGGAGACCGAGUUGUGACCACAGUGGAAGCCAUCCGUCGUAUUAAUGCCUUUGAAGAAAUCACUCUGGACUAUGGUGAUGGUUAUUGGAUGGGCAGAGGGAGGAAAUGUGCUUGCGAAAAGAGGAUUGCUGACCGAGAGCUAUGCUCGAGGUCCAUCAAGUUCGGCGCACACUUUGCUAAGGUUGUGGCAGAAUGCGGAGACAGAACAGCUGUUAUUUCGAGACAUCAAAGCGAUCGAGUCACAUAUGCUUCUUUGGAUACAAGAAGCAAUGCUCUCGCCCGGGGAUUGGAGUCUGUGGGUGUCCGUAAGGGGGAGCGAGUAGGAGUCAUGCUUGGCAACUCAAUGGAAUACGCGGUGACAACAUACGCUUUGUUCAAAAUCGGUGCCGUUCUGGUCCCUCUCAAUCCGUCUUUCAAAGCUGCACAAGUUGUUGCGGCUUUGGGUCAUCUGGAGUCUAGCCACCUUAUAAUCAGCACAGAGUCUAAUCUUCCUCGCCAAACCCCACGGAGUAACAUUCCAUUACUCGAGGAACUUGUGGGAGACCUUUGCAACUCGAGCUUGGAGUCUUCAUUAGUCCCUUCACUAAAGCAGGUCAUUGUGGUCGACAACUCCAAGGGCCGUCUAGAAACAUCGUCUUAUAAAAGCUUGACCCCAUUUACAUCUGUUAUGUCCCAUCUUACCGCAGACGGGCACUCGCUUCCUCCACGAGAUCUGUCCCCACAUGAUAUUGUGAACAUCCAGUUCACAUCCGGGACAACUGCAAUGCCCAAAGCAGCAUGUCUUACCCAUCGCUCUAUUCUGAACAAUGGCUCCCAGAUCGGUGAUCGCAUGCUCCUCACACCGGAUGACAUCGUCUGUUGCCCACCCCCGCUGUUUCACUGCUUUGGCUGCAUCUUGGGCUAUAUGGCGACAGCAACCCACGGCUCGGCCAUUGUGUUUCCGAGUGAAUCCUUCAAUGCGCGCGCCGCGCUGAUGGCAGUCCAAGAAGAAAGAUGCACCGCGCUAUACGGUGUGCCGACCAUGUUCCUUGAAGAGCUCAGCUUGAUUGAGACGGGAGAAAUCCCCCGCGAGGGUUUCCAGCAUCUUCGGACGGGCAUCGCUGCUGGAAGUAGCAUUCCAUCUGAGAUAAUGAAGAAGCUGCACCGGGUAUUGAACUUGACUGAAUUGACGAUCUGCUAUGGUAUGACGGAAACAAGUCCCGUGUCGGCUAUGACGACCACAGAUGAUCCUAUUGAUAAGAGGAUCACCUCCGUCGGAAAGCUUAUGCCGCAUGUUCAGGCAAAGAUCGUAAACCCAGAGAACAAGGGCGAGAUCUUGCCUAUAGGGUCUCGGGGUGAGUUGGCUGUGAGUGGGUACUUGCUUAUGAAAGAGUACUGGGGUGACCCUGAAAAGACGGCGGAGGUCAUGAUUCCAGAUGAUACUGGCAAGGUUUGGAUGCAUACUGGAGAUGAAGCUGCCAUGUCACCAGAUGGAUACAUCACCAUCACCGGACGAAUCAAAGAUCUGAUCAUCCGGGGAGGAGAGAACAUCCACCCUCUAGAGAUUGAGAACUGCUUGCUCGCACAUGAUGGCAUUGCUGAUGUGUCCAUUGUUGGUGUUCCCGAUGUGCGAUAUGGCGAGGCCGUAGCUGCCUUUGUAGUAGCUCGAGAGCUAGACACAGAGACUAUCACUGCUGAGAAUGUUCAGCAAUGGGUACGCGAGAAGCUUAGCAACCAUCUUGUUCCAAAGCACGUGUUUUUCUUAUCGCCCUUGGAAUCAUUCCCGAAGACAGCAAGUGGGAAGAUUCAGAAGUUCAAGCUGAAGGAAAAGGCCAUUGAACUUUUGGCAAAAAGCGCUGCAUAA
Messenger RNA from Penicillium soppii, 2937 nucleotides. RefSeq lists its product as uncharacterized. Gene Ontology annotation, biological process: fatty acid metabolic process. Gene Ontology annotation, molecular function: medium-chain fatty acid-CoA ligase activity; protein binding. The coding region runs from base 1 to 2937 and encodes 978 amino acids. NCBI's taxonomy places the organism in Eukaryota, Fungi, Ascomycota, Eurotiomycetes, Eurotiales, Aspergillaceae. The transcript has 8 exons. The record is from RefSeq and is a predicted model, not a curated record.